Messenger RNA from Pongo pygmaeus (Bornean orangutan), 2264 nucleotides. RefSeq names its product phospholipid phosphatase 5 (gene PLPP5). Gene Ontology annotation, molecular function: phosphatidate phosphatase activity. Gene Ontology annotation, biological process: phospholipid metabolic process; phospholipid dephosphorylation. Gene Ontology annotation, cellular component: membrane. The transcript is spliced from 7 exons. Lineage: Eukaryota; Metazoa; Chordata; Mammalia; Primates; Hominidae. The coding region runs from base 1 to 945 and encodes 314 amino acids. The record is from RefSeq and is a predicted model, not a curated record.
AUGCCCUCGGCACAGCCGCCAAGCCGGCUUCCUGGGGAGCCGCCGCAGCGCGGGCGACUGGGAGAGGGGGCGGUGCGCAGUUCCCGACCCGGCCCUCCCCGCGGAGGCGGCCACGUCAGCGCAGCGUCGCUCGGGGCUCGCGGCCGGAUGGGGAAGGCGGCGGCCGCGGCGGUGGCCUUUGGGGCCGAAGUGGGGGUGCGGCUCGCGCUGUUCGCGGCCUUCCUGGUGACGGAGCUGCUCCCCCCGUUCCAGAGACUCAUCCAGCCGGAGGAGAUGUGGCUCUACCGGAACCCCUACGUGGAGGCGGAGUAUUUCCCCACCAAGCCGAUGUUUGCUAUUGCAUUUCUCUCUCCACUGUCUCUGAUCUUCCUGGCCAAAUUUCUCAAGAAGGCAGACACAAGAGACAGCAGACAAGCCUGCCUGGCUGCCAGCCUUGCCCUGGCUCUGAAUGGCGUCUUUACCAACACAAUAAAACUGAUCGUAGGGAGGCCACGCCCAGAUUUCUUCUACCGCUGCUUCCCUGAUGGGCUAGCCCAUUCUGACUUGAUGUGUACAGGGGAUAAGGACGUGGUGAAUGAGGGCCGAAAGAGCUUCCCCAGUGGACAUUCUUCCUUUGCAUUUGCUGGUCUGGCCUUUGCGUCCUUCUACUUGGCAGGGAAGUUACACUGCUUCACACCACAAGGCCGUGGGAAAUCUUGGAGGUUCUGUGCCUUUCUGUCACCUCUACUUUUUGCAGCUGUGAUUGCACUGUCCCGCACAUGUGACUACAAGCAUCACUGGCAAGAUGUACUAGUUGGAUCCAUGAUUGGAAUGACAUUUGCCUAUGUCUGCUAUCGGCAGUAUUAUCCUCCUCUGACUGAUGCAGAAUGCCAUAAACCAUUUCAAGACAAACUUGCACUUUCCACUGCACAGAAGCCUGGGAAUUCUUAUUGUUUUGAUAUUUAAAAAUUGAAUCUGGCCGGGCGUGGUGGCUCAUGCCUGUAAUCCCAACAUUUUGGGAGGUCAAGGAGGGUGGAUCACCUGAGGUCAGGACCAGCCUGGCCAACAUGGUGAACUCUGUCUCUACUAAAAAUACAAAAAUUAGCCAGGAGUUGUGUGCCGUAAUCCCAGCUACUCGGGAGGCUGAGGUGGGAGAAUUGCUUGAACCUGGGAGGUGGAAGUUCCAGUGAGCCGAGAUCGCACCACUGUACUCCAGCCUAGGCAACAGAGUGAGACCCCGUCUCAAAAAAAAAAAAAAAAUUGAAUCUACCUCAAUGGAGAACAGGUGAACUAGCCCUCCUAACCGGACCAUGCACAAGACAAGAAAUUCUGGCCUUUUAUUUCCCCUUCCAAGGUGCAAGUGAGGACAUAAGCCACACUGUAUUCUGCCUCCAAAUGAUUACACACUUUUGCCCCUGCUCACAUGGAUCUAUCUUGAGGAGUUAUGGUUCUUUUCCACUACUGUAUGCCACAUGUUCUAGUAAAAGAAUCUUUCAAAGGUGUCCAACACCUUAUGAAUCUGGUCUAUCAGAUUGAUAUCUGAAGAUCUACAGUGUUUUUACAUUUAAUUUAAAUGCCAUUCUGAGAAGGAUCUUGUCACAAAGAAGCCUUUACAUAGCCCCACCUUGUCUCAGAAGCUAGAGUUAAUUAUCAAAACUUAAUUUCCAUUUCAUAUAGCUCAAAAUCUUAAAAUCUAGGGCAUGGCCAACUAAAUUACUUUGAUUCUGUUUACCUUCUCUGAUGACAAUUCCAUCAAGCCUUAAAUAGGAAAAUGUCGAAUCUGGGGUAAUUUAUCACUUUUGUGCACAUCUUAUCUGAGUCCAGCCAUCUGGUACUGCUGUGCAUUUUGAACACCGUGGGCAUAAACAAUUUGUUGAAUUACUAAGUGAACACAAUAAUAAAGAAGAAAAUGGUCAGGAGUGUGGUUUCAGCACUACUAACAGAUGACUGUUUCUACCUCAUUUGACCAUAACUGUGCUUGUGAGUUUCUUUCCUUCCAUUCAUGACUGGAGAUCUGCUCAAAUGCACCAACACUGCCAAGCGAAUACGGCAGAAAAGAAAAAUGACAGGUAUCGUCAUCUGAAGGACAGAUGAAUCUUUUUCUGCCCCUUUUUCACAAUGGAAUAUAAGGAACAAUUAUAGGAUGUCAUCAGAACUGAUGCCAUAGGACCUACAGCUCCCUUUCUCUUUAUUGUGAUUAUACUUUAAAUAUGACGUUGUCUUUUAUAUCUUCCUAUAUUUUCAAUGUAUCUUUUUCCUUCAGUAAACCUGAUAUUCAAAUAAAA